Symsagittifera roscoffensis is the source of this 3258-nucleotide messenger RNA. RefSeq lists its product as uncharacterized. Bases 100 to 1437 code for a protein of 445 amino acids. The record is from RefSeq and is a predicted model, not a curated record. The transcript has 3 exons. NCBI's taxonomy places the organism in Eukaryota, Metazoa, Xenacoelomorpha, Acoela, Convolutidae.
GUCAUUAGAAACUUAAUCUGAUUUGUGUAUUAAAUUACGUGAACAGUGUUCGAACAGUUUCGACCAGCUCAAACGGUUUAACUAGAGUUUAAGUUGAAAAUGGCUAGUAACUCUUUCUGGAGCUUCGGUCAAGAUCGUCACCAAGGCCAACAAGAAAUUCUGGCGAGCAAGUUUUCAUUUUUGGCUGCUACUGCGCCGAAGCCUAAAACGAAAUUCGUACACAACAAUGGCAGCGCGAAGCCACCAGGAAAAUGUUCGAGCAAGCAAAAACAAAAAGUAUCUAACUGUGAACCGCAAAUUGUUUCGAACCUAAUGAAGGCGGGAAAAAAUUCUGUGCCGAAAAUUGGACAUCAAGCAAUUUCCAAUCUGAAAAAAGGGACUACCCAUUUUACAAAUUUAGUUGCACCGAAAAAGAAAAAAACUCGGAGAUCAUUCGUAAACGAUGAUUCCACAGAAGAUUCAAUGUUCUCCGACAUGCAGUCCACUGCAUCGGAUGUCAACAACUCCAUUGCGAACGAUAGACUGAACCAUCCGGAACAUGUGAUUCUGGACGAGCAAGCUUUGGAUGACUUGAUUCACAUGCAGCAGCAGGAAGUGUUGGAACUGGUCCAACAGCGGAAGAUAUUUGACAUACACGAUGAAGUGUCACCUGGACUGUACUCUCAUCAGUUCCAGUCCAAAGUGGCAGAGUACCUUGUAGAUGGAGGAAGAGUUUCGAUCACUGCAAAAAGGCUGAACAUUGACUCUGUGGCACUGAAGGCGUGGAAAAACCGUCUGGUGGAGGCGAAAAUGAAGAAAAAGAAGGCAGCUAAACAGAAGAAAGAGAGGCUUGCUAUGCCGACCCAGGUAAAGAUUCGAACGUACGCUCCACCGGCUCCGAGGGUUGCUAUGCCAAAGCCGAAAAUUAUACAUCCGAUUCUCAAAACAAACACGGCCGUUGCAGCCGCAAAAGCGAAGGCAAAAGCAGUGAAACCGCCGAAAAAGACCAAGAAGCAGAGAAAAUCACUCGAAGGCGAAGAGGUGGAAGUGAUGAAGACGCGAUCAUCUGAGAAGAGGAACCAGAAUUUGGAUACCGCGAUUGAAAAGGAAGGUCCUGGAAAAGGUAAACGAGGACGUGCAAAAAAGUCACAAAAAGGAGCUGAUAAAUCGUCUGACGUAAUGGAGGUUGAAUCGACAAAAGGAACUGACGCUUUAAACGAGGACUUUCUGAUUCUAGAUAAAGAUGCGUCGGUCCACUCCUCGGAAGAAUCGAUGCUCUCUUAUGAUGAGAAUGUUCUAGAAGCAAGAAGGCGUCAGCUAGAGGAAACUAAUGAGACCAAAGUGUCACUGUUUGUAUGCAACAGUUGCAGAGAAAUAUUCAGAAGUACUGUCGAGUUUCUGAAUCACGAGAGAAAUUGUGAGAAGUUUAGACCAGUUCCGAUUACGAAAGUUCAGUGAUAGCUGAAAGCUAGCCGAUAGCUUUGUUAGAUGUAGUUAAUGUAAGGUUUAGCAGUAUUUAGAGUUAGUUGAGAGCUAGCAAAAAGAUAAAUUUAAGUUAAAUUUAAGUGAGCAUUUCUUGAGACCAGGUUAUAAACCCGUUAAUUAAUUCGUUGAAUUUUCACGUGGAUCCAUGAGUGAAAUGUAGGCAAUUGAGACUUAAGUUAUGAUCCCAUUCUCUAGGAUUAUGGGCAGAAGAAUUGUAAUCUUUGCUAACGUGUAAACUAGCCUUUACUUUUUUAUUUGCUUAGUUUUUUUGCAUAACAAUUCAGAUUAGUGUCAGCUGUGAUUCCUCUCGUGCCGAAUGUAAGUGCAGCUGAGUGAAAGAGGCAUUUUUCUUGUUUUUCAGACUAAAGUCCGUCAGCUUAUUUUUUAUCAGACUUCUUCCCUAUUUCUAUCAGGCAACAAAAUAAGAGGGAUCGAGCCUGGGUAGGGUCGGAUGUGUUUGCUGAACUUUUUCAUAUACUACUUAAAAUGUGUCCGCUCUAUCAAUUGAGCCAUGUUAAUUGGCAAAUAUCUGUUUUCAAAUUGACUGGUACUACUAAUAUGUCAUAAUUGGCGUGCGUCUCUUAGAUUUUGUAAAGACUCAAAGUUUUACUCAUACAUUCGACUAAUCUGUAAAAUUUCAACUUCAUUACUGAGAGUUUGAGCCAAUUCGUUCAAACAAAAGAAAGUUAGCAGAAGAGAGCGGUUCAGUGGUUAAUGACGGAGACUACAUUUGAACAUGUUAGCCACAAAUAUUAGAAAUUUUACAUCAACUGUUCUGACUGCCAGUUCGAGGCAAUUAAUCCACACAGCAGAUUUGAUGCUUCAGUAGCAGAAAUUUUGAAAAAAAAAGAAAAAGGAGGAAGACGAAAGACACGGAAAGAGGCAGUAAUACCCAUCUGAAGUAGUUCAAGAAGCGAAUUGAAAAUUACCAUUGUUUGAACAGUCUAAACCCGCGAACGUUCUGGAGGUAUCGGUGUUUGUCCCACAGUCAUCCAGUCAGAUGACAGUCAAUUUGAAGCUUGAUGGAUGGUUUCAUCUAAUGAUUCAUCUAGAGAUGCAGCAGAAUCCGAUUUAAAAAAAUUUUUUGGAUGAGCUUGUUGACAAUUUAAAAGAUGCCCUGUUCCAACAUCGACCACGACUUAACGGAAAUACCUGCACCAAAACCCGAGAAUACCUGCACCAAAACCUACCUCAAGACACUGAUUGACACCAGACAUCAAGAAUCGUAUGCCGCAAAUGUGAACGACAAUCAAUUCUAUGCCCGCGCUACGGGAGGAGAGACGCUCCCCCGUUCCGUCAACAGACCGAGAGAGGAGGAAGUCACCCUGUUCCAACUCCGUGUAAACAGAGCCCCUCAACUUCAAGACACCCUCUUCCGUUACGGACGAGAGGAGACGGAAACAUGCCCCUACUGCCACAACGCCCCAGAGACGGCGGAGCACUUUCUGUUCUUCUGCUUGCAUUGGCAGGCCGAAAGAAACGACUGCCUGGGCGAAUAUGCAACAAUUAUCUUGUGUAAUAGAAUCAAUGAAUCAUUUCGUUUGUUUCCAUUUUAAGUUCGAAUUCCAUGUUACUUUUGGCACUCAUAAACCAGUGAUUGUGUCCACGCCUGGGACGCUAAAAUUUCAAAGCUCGAAUCCAGACUCUUUUGAAGAAAAAAAAUGUAGACUGACUGUUUGUCUGCUUAUUCAUUAUUGGCUUGUUUGCCAUAGCGCGGAAUUUUCCUGUGGUUUAAGCAGUUUUCACUAUUUUUUUAACUUUUUUUAGACGUUUUCCUGUUUUGAUUUUUUAACU